Molecule: messenger RNA, 712 nt
Organism: Lactuca sativa (garden lettuce)
Lineage: Eukaryota; Viridiplantae; Streptophyta; Magnoliopsida; Asterales; Asteraceae
Source: RefSeq, a predicted model, not a curated record
ACGAUUCUCCCAGACCACCAUCACCUAGUCGUUGCCGCCCAGUCUUCUUUUCCCUCUUCUCAUUUCGCCAGAAAAUACUAUUGGCUUAAUAGUGCGAUUCUCCAUCAACAGGGGCAGUAUCGAGAUUGAUGCCGCAAAGAAACGUUAGUGAUGUUGGAGGAGACGACAUCGUUACUCAAGUGUCAAACGAUUCGUUUAUCACCGCUAUGUCGUCUCAUGAUUCACCUAAUUUAAACAAGCAAUCGAGAAACAUCGUUAACAGCCAGUGUAAAUGGGGUAAAGAAAACCCACGUCUCCAUGCAAAAUCCACAAUCGUUGUUAAUGGUGGAAAUCGUCAAGUGAUGUCUUCGUACGCCAACACCACAACCGUCAGACAGAAGCUUAGCCCUGAUAAUUGAAACAACGAGAGAUAUCGAAGCAAAACAAGAAUGUAAGCGUAUUUUGAAAUGGAUUAGGGGUCAAGAUGCUGGAAAUGAACCAACGAGAAGGGGAGGGCCUAAAGGAUAGAUAACAUUAUAUUGGAUGAAGAUGAACAAUGAUCACCAAUCUUCCAAAAAGAAUGGAUUAUUCUAGCAGAAUAAUCUACAAUAUAAUGAAAAAACUAUAUGUAAUAGUAUAUUCUGGUAAAAUAAUUUAUAUAUUGUGCUUCUUUGUUAUUAAUAAGUGUAACAUUAUAAGAGAAUAGUAUAUAAAAAAAUUUCUUUUCUAAGAA